GUUAAUGUUUCGAUAAUGGUCUCCCGAUUGAGUUAAAGUGGAUCUGGAGAUGGCCAUGUAGUAGUUUGCAGCUUUUAGGGCACCACACAUUAUUAAAUAUUGAGUCAGUUUUCAUAUGGAGAAGCGAAUUUUUUCUUUAAUUUUAGUUACUUUCAUUUUUGACCUUGCCUGCUAUUUUGGCUGCUGCUGUUUGAGAAAAGACCAACUGGAAGAGCGUCACCAAGAAUGACGCCUAAAUAACCGAAGCAGAGAAUGGAGAGUUAGAAAUUUCGUAUUUUUCAGCCCAGUCACAGUCUUAUUAUGAAUCUGAUGCUCUAUGCCCAGGUCUCUGUGGCUGGGCUGCUCCAGCCUGGCGGACAGCAUGCCUUCGCUGCGAUGCCUGUAUAACCCAGGGACUGGCGCACUCACAGCUUUCCAGAAUUCCUCAGAGAGAGAAGACUGUAAUAAUGGCGAACCCCCUAGGAAGAUAAUACCAGAGAAGAAUUCACUUAGACAGACUUACAACAGCUGUGCCAGACUCUGCUUAAACCAAGAAACAGUAUGUCUAGCAAGCACUGCUAUGAAGACUGAAAAUUGUGUGGCCAAAACGAAACUUGCCAAUGGCACUUCCAGUAUGAUUGUGCCCAAGCAACGAAAACUCUCAGCAAGCUAUGAGAAGGAAAAGGAGCUGUGUGUCAAAUAUUUUGAGCAGUGGUCAGAGUCCGAUCAAGUGGAAUUUGUAGAACAUCUUAUAUCCCAAAUGUGUCAUUACCAACAUGGACACAUAAACUCAUAUCUUAAACCUAUGCUGCAGAGGGAUUUCAUAACUGCUCUGCCAGCUCGGGGUUUGGAUCACAUUGCUGAGAACAUUCUGUCAUACCUGGAUGCCAAAUCACUAUGUGCUGCUGAACUUGUAUGUAAGGAAUGGUACCGAGUGACAUCUGAUGGCAUGUUAUGGAAGAAGCUCAUUGAGAGAAUGGUCAGGACGGAUUCUCUGUGGAGAGGCCUGGCAGAACGAAGAGGAUGGGGACAGUAUUUAUUCAAAAACAAACCUCCUGAUGGGAACGCUCCUCCCAACUCCUUUUAUAGAGCACUUUAUCCUAAAAUUAUACAAGACAUUGAGACAAUAGAAUCUAACUGGAGAUGUGGAAGACAUAGUUUACAGAGAAUCCACUGCCGAAGUGAAACAAGCAAAGGAGUUUACUGUUUACAGUAUGAUGAUCAGAAGAUAGUAAGCGGCCUUCGAGACAACACAAUCAAGAUCUGGGAUAAAAGCACGCUGGAAUGCAAGCGAAUUCUCACAGGCCAUACGGGUUCUGUCCUGUGUCUCCAGUAUGAUGAGAGGGUGAUCAUAACUGGAUCAUCGGAUUCCACAGUCAGGGUUUGGGAUGUAAAUACAGGUGAAAUGCUAAACACCUUGAUUCACCAUUGUGAAGCAGUUCUGCACUUACGUUUCAAUAAUGGCAUGAUGGUGACCUGUUCCAAAGACCGUUCCAUUGCUGUAUGGGAUAUGGCCUCCCCAACUGACAUUACCCUCCGGAGGGUGCUAGUCGGACAUAGAGCUGCUGUCAACGUUGUAGACUUUGAUGACAAGUACAUCGUUUCUGCGUCUGGAGAUAGGACUAUAAAGGUAUGGAACACAAGUACUUGUGAGUUUGUAAGGACCUUAAAUGGACACAAACGUGGCAUUGCCUGUUUGCAGUACAGAGAUAGGCUGGUGGUGAGUGGCUCGUCUGACAACACUAUCAGAUUAUGGGACAUAGAAUGUGGUGCGUGUUUACGAGUGUUGGAAGGCCAUGAGGAACUGGUGCGCUGUAUUCGAUUUGAUAACAAGAGGAUAGUGAGUGGGGCCUAUGAUGGAAAAAUUAAAGUGUGGGAUCUUGUAGCUGCUUUGGACCCCCGUGCUCCUGCAGGGACGCUGUGUCUACGGACCCUUGUGGAGCAUUCUGGAAGAGUUUUCCGACUCCAGUUUGAUGAAUUCCAGAUUGUCAGUAGUUCACAUGAUGACACAAUCCUCAUCUGGGACUUCCUAAAUGAUCCAGCUGCCCAAGCUGAACCCCCCCGCUCCCCUUCUCGAACAUACACCUAUAUCUCCAGAUAAAUAAUCAUACAGUGACCUCAUACUUGCCCAGGACUCAUUAAAGUUGCGGUAUUUAACAUAUCUGCCAAUACCAGGAUGAGCAACAACAGUAACAAUCAAACUACUACCCACUUCCCCGGACUAGCCGAGGAACGGGGAUUUGAGACUCCUGUUGGGACACAGUUGGUCUGCAGUCGACCCAGGAUGGUCUACUCAGCACAGCUGACUGCUUCCGUGCUGCUAUCAGAAGAUGUCUUUUAUCUUUUGUGAAUGAUCGGAACUUUUAAACCUCACCUCACCUCCCUCCUCCUUUCCUCUCUGCACCUGUUUUUCCUCAUUUGGUUCCAGACAAAGAUGACUUAUAAAUAUAUUUAGUGUUUUGCCAGAAUCUCUCUUGCCUUGCCGUUAAGCAGAAGAACUAGUUUCCCUAUAUAGCCUUCUGGGAGACCAACUUCUAGGGGACAGGGGAUACAACUUCAAGCCAGACAGCACCCAGUUUCUCCCUGUGAACUGCAGGAAUGCCCAGCACCUGGCAGGAUCAGCCCAGCCCCACUGUGCUUAAGAGGAGACAGCUGUCUUACGGCCUUUGGGGCAAGAAAGAAAGAGAGAAAACGAGAAUCCACACUGGAAGAUCUGGGCCUCUUUCCUUUCAUCUCUUUCUCUGUUUCUGUCCCUCGUCCCCUCCUCCCCCGCCCCCCUUCAGCCUUUUUCUGCGCCACCUGAGAAGAAAGAGUAUGAAGAGCGUAAUCUCAGUUAACAUGAGGCAAAUCAGCGAGAAAAUGCCACACCUGGAAGAGCUAAACGCUGUUCGGUCAAAAUUUCAAACCCAAGCUUUUGCUGCAGAUGACCCCAUGUGGCAGCAGUGGGUUCUUAGAAGGUACCCCCAUCGUAUUUGCAACUCUUCUCUCUUCUUCUAACACCACCCCCGUCCAAAAACGGUGUGGGGGGGGGGGGCAGAAAUUGCCUGGGCUCCAUCAAUGGCUGCCUCUUUUCUGGACUCAGCAGUCUCCUCGAUUCCAUGUAGAGUGUGGAAAGGAGUUGCUGAUUGCAUUUCCUCUCAUUAACAAUUAGAUGUGUAAUAAAAAGCAUUGUACUUCAUCUUAAAUCACUGGUAAGGCUCAGCCUAAAGAAAGGUUUGAAAUGGCCGGAGCCAGUUGCUGGGUGCAUUCUGCAUAAUGGCUCCCAUCUCUGAUUUGCUCAUCAGGGUCUGUGAGCACCCAGCGCCUGUAUCUUUGCCAAGAUCACGAUCAAAGCAGCUGAAGAAGUGGUCAGGGUUAAAAGUGGAUUUCUUUCUCAUUUAGAACAGUAAAUAUCUCUCAAAAAGCAAGCUAAUCAUCUCAACCUUGCACUGUAGAACCUUCUUCACGCAUUUCCCAAAUCCCAUAUUUACAAAAGGGCAGAGUUGCCAAAAAGAGGAUCAGGGUGAAGUUUGGCACACAGGGUUUACUAACGGGGCAGACACUGCCUUCUCUUUCCUUUUCUUCCUCCUCCGGCCUUAUUUAACUCUCCACUCUCCCCAACCAAUAAAAUUUCUCUGGAUGUUGGUAAGCAACAUAAACAAAUGGACCUCAGCAAGAGCCAGGCCAACCUGGCCACUUGAAAGGCAGCUGUAUGGGCAUCAGGUGCAGGGCACAUGUGCCACCCCAACCUGGGAACACAGGGUAUACUAUCAGCAUGUGCCCAGCGCGUUUCCCAGGGCGGGCAUGGAGCUGCCCCAGCCCUCUUGUGUGGCAUGGGCGCACACAUCACAGGCCCAGUGCCACACCGCCGUCUCUAGUUUCCCUUGGAAGCUGAGCAGUCAGGCCUGUCGUUUCUGUUCCUAAUCAAAGCAGUUGAGUAAAAGCCCCUUUUAAACCAGCUGCUGUAGAAACAUCAGAACAGGAGGCAGUUGCAGGUGACCUCAAAGCCAGACCACUUUUAGUUUAGCAAAGGGAAGAGGAAGAGAAAGCCAUGUUCACUCUUCCCUCCUGAUUUGACUGAAUGUUGUUAUUACAUAUUGGGAAGCAAGUUAUGUAUAUGCAUUUUUCCUUUCUGACUUCAUGAGUGCUUUUAAGCUUUUGGUUCUAGGUUAUAUUCAGAAACUACUUCCCAGUGUAAUAUGUCCUUGCCUGGGAAAUACUUUCUGAGUAUAAUUCCCUUCCCAGCUACCCAAAUGCUACAGAGAAAUGUUUUCUAUUUAGCCAUCAUCAGAGUUCCUUGUCUGUUGUGUUGACUUUUUGGCUUUUUGCUUGGUUAAGGAUUUUGCUACAGGUGAGGCAGAGGGCCAUCAGCCCUGAAUAACACACAGGUCAGGCAUUACAGAGGCAUGGAUUUCAAGCUGUUUGAAAAUAUUGUCCAAUAGCCAUAACUUUACUAGCCCUUCUAUUAUAUGCUGCUGUUUAAACGUGGGAGCUGUUGAAUAUUCAUUGGUGCCCGGGGUUUUGCUCUCCCAUCUAGGUUCACUUUAAGGUAGAUUGUUUCUUAGAUUGUUUUGAGGCUUGUCCAGUACAUCAUAAAUGAGAUCGAGAGUGGACCCUGCAGUCUGGAGCCAUUAGCUCCAUCGAGGAUAUUCUCCAAGUUGUCCUCUGCUGCUGAUGGAAAUGGGAAUGAAGUGAAGUGGUCUGAAAAACUGAGUCAGUCACAUUUCUCAGCUCUGGGGGUCAUUUACCAGUUCAUUGUAGAAGAAAUAAUCAGGUAAGUAGAAGUUCAUUUCCAGAGAAGGUAAACCCCACUUACCAUCUCUGCAUGAUUUCAGUGGGAAUUGAUUAUCACUAAUCCCCAACUGGGCUAGAAUAAAUGUAAAGUUUGACCUUUUUAAAAAGAAAAGAGAAACAAAGAAAGUCUCAACACAUUGAAAGGAAUGGUAGAAAAGGAGCUAAAGGAGUCUCUUGACUCAGAAACGCCAUGUCUCCAUUGUAGCUUAGUCUCUUCUCACUAAAAUUCCAGCAUGGGCCUGAAAGAACUGUUUCAUAAAGAUGGGAGGAAGCCCCUUCAAAGGCGGGCACACAAGGAGCGAGUGCACGCACCUGCACCCAGGAGCUCUCUGGGCACGUGGGAGCUCUCCAGUCACACUGGGGCUGCUUGGACAAAACCAGCAUGCCUUGCUGCACGUGUGUGUAUUUUCACUGCUGAGAACAUCCUUUUCCUUUGUUCUGUGCAAUUUGAAAGUGGACAUGGAUUGUGAAUGGGAGGCGUUUUACACUUGUCCCUUGGCAAGAUUUUUUCUGGUGACUCUUCACCAGAAACUUCAGAGACAGGACUCUCUGAACUCUAUUGACAUGUAAUAAAGUCUGGCCCUCAUAACUUGCUUCUGAACUAGAAAAAACCCUGGGACCCCUAAAUCAUUCUGUUUUCUGCUUGAGUAAGAAAAAUCCUUUUUAUUUUUCUUUUGUAAAGUCAUAAGCUGAAGAGAAGAAAAUAUGCACUCUUCUCCCCUGCUGCCUUCUGGUACCCAUUGGUCAGAGCAGCUGUGGUUGGUCUACUCUUUACUUAGCACUUGAUUGUACAUGGAAACCAAGGACUUGGGGUGGAAGGGGGUGGAUAUUGGAAAUAAUUAGAGUGGUUUUUUCUCCUUCCUAAAAGUAGAUUAGAUACCUCGGUAUUGUUGACCUUCUUGGCAUCUUCCAUUUACUUUAGAUGGUAAUACCUUCCUGCCUGAAGUGCAAGCCAUCCAACCCAGAAUAGUGCAGGCCUGAGAGCCUAGGCUGCAAGCUUAACUCUGGAGGAAUCCAAAAGUACUUCCUGGCGGAAAAGGGGAUGCUUAGAUACCCACCACCUGUGACCAUCAUGCUCUUUGAUGAUCAGGUUUACCCUAUCACUUUAAUCCACAUUUCCGAUCUCCUUCCCUAUUUGGAUGAGUUGGACAGACUUUCCGAGAACUGGACAACAUGAAAAGGUGCCCUUGCUUCUCUUUGCCUUCCUCUUUUCUCUCCUAGAAUAACUCUCGCUUGUAACAAGCACACCCAAAGCCUGCAGGCUGAGUUAAUCUCCCUGGGCUGAUCACUGACCAAGCAGAGCCUCUUACUUUACCAUUGUCUCAACAUAAUCAGUGCCAGAAAGAUAGCCGUCUCCAGGGUAAUAAAGCUGAGUUUUGCUUCUUGCUGUUUUUAUCUGUACUUCAUUUGUGACUUCAGAAUCCUUGGAACUGAGGAGAGACACCAAAAAAGCACGAUUAUGGCUGCCUGAUUUCCAGUGGAACUUCCCGGAAACCUCUUCUGUUGGAAGUUGAGUACCUAUGAUCUAAAAUUUCCUGGAGAAAUUUAGAAAAUUAGAUGACCUCUAAAAGAUGUGCUCUCCAGCCCACCCAGCUGGCUCUCUCAGCUCCUGGUUGGCUAUGUGUGUAUUUAAGGAUCAGUGCAGUAAAUGGCAUUAUAAAGCGUCCCUUCCCCUCUAUCCUUUUCUCCUCUUGGACACUGAAGGAAAAGACCAACAAGGAGGGUUAGACCUUUGGGUACCAAGGAAACUAACACCUUCCCAAAUCACUCAAGCCCAUUCAGACUGUUCUGAGGGAUGUUCGUUGGACUUCAGCUAUGGGGCAGGCCUGCCUGACGAGUGUGAGCUUCCCUGAGAGCUUUUGAUUGGCUCAGCCCUCUGUUCUCUAGACUCCUAAGUACUGACUGCUUUGACUUCUGUGGUUAUGUUAUCGUGAUAUGUAGUCAAGGUACCAAUAUGUUCACAACCUAGGAUCAUGGUAAAAUAGUGUGUUCUGGUUUUUUUUUUUUUUAACUGUUCAGAAAAAAAAAAGUAACUUAAAUUACAAA
This is a messenger RNA of Prionailurus viverrinus (fishing cat), 6798 nucleotides long. It is a transcript of the gene BTRC, whose product is annotated as beta-transducin repeat containing E3 ubiquitin protein ligase. The coding region runs from base 317 to 2080 and encodes 587 amino acids. The transcript is spliced from 15 exons. NCBI's taxonomy places the organism in Eukaryota, Metazoa, Chordata, Mammalia, Carnivora, Felidae. Gene Ontology annotation, molecular function: protein dimerization activity. The record is from RefSeq and is a predicted model, not a curated record.